AUAUGUGAAUGAGUCAAAUGCCACCUUGAGAUCAAUUGAUUUGUUAGGCAAUGAAACAUCAGAGAAAUUAAUAGCAGGAAUUGUAUGUGGAUGGAUAAUUUUGUGCUUUACUGCUAGGAAAGUGAAUGCAGGACCUACCUAUCCACGAAGUUCUAACAUGGUAGAGCACAAAAAAAUUGAUGCAAAGUUGUUAUUAUUGGAAGAGAGAAAAGAAAAAGCAUACCCGAUCUGAAGCAUGAACUCCAGCUUAACACUCUUCUGAAGUCUGACUGUAGAAAAAUAAUACUGGAGAGAGCUGAGGAAUUGUUGUCCUCAACAACUUCAAGUGAACCACGUACUUCUGCGAUCCAGAAUGCCACACAUUUCGGAAUAUGCAUAUUACAAGGUCCAGGCGCACCUGGAAAACUCAACAAAGUUUCAUAUCCAUCAGGCGCAGAGGCAGCAGGUGAAACAGUACCUAGCACUGGGCACCAAGCUUUCCAAUCAGAGCCUUCCCAUUUCUCACUCACAUCCAGGAGAGUCUGUUGGAUCACGUUCUGUUAUGAGAAAUGGUCAUAUCCCGUCUGGCAGUGAAGGUAGUAUGCCUGACAGUCCAGUUACACUGCUGUCCCUAGGAACCAAUCAUGAAAAUGAGAUGGACGAUGUCAUUGAUGAUAUAAUCAGCUUGGAAUCAAGUUGCUUUAAUGAGGAUUCUCCCAGCUGUAUGGAGCCAUCUUCUCUAAUACACAACACAUUGCCAUUGUCCAGCAGUAUUUUAGAUGUCUAUGGAGGCGAUCAGGGUAUGAAUGGAAGUAAUAUUGGACUCUCUGGUAGUUCCUGUUCUACUAAUCUUCCAGUGAAAAGGGAAAUUGCAGUUACACAUACUGGAAAUGCUGAAACACAUGCACUAGUUAAAGAAAGGCAAAAGAAAGAUAAUCACAACUUGAUUGAACGAAGACGAAGAUUCAAUAUCAAUUAUCGUAUUAAAGAGCUUGGUACCUUAAUUCCAAAAUCAAAUGAUCCUGACGUGCGCUGGAAUAAAGGUACUAUUUUGAAAGCAAGUGUGGAGUAUAUUAAGUGGCUUCAGAAGGAGCAGCACCGUGUCCGAGAAUUAGAAAACAGGCAAAAGAAACUGGAGCAAGCUAACCGAAGACUGCUGCUGCGGAUUCAGGAGCUUGAAAUGCAAGCUAGAGCUCAUGGUCUGCCCACCAUGUCAUCGGGCCUUAGUCCAAUGGAGUUGGCUGCCCAUCUCAUCAAGCACGAGUCGUGCCAGGAGGAUAGUGGCCCUGAUUAUCUACAGCAACCAACUUUGCCUCAAAUGUUGAGUGAACUCAAUGAAGGGUCCUAUAGCUAUUUGGACCCUUUGUCACAUUUCACAGACUUGUCCUUCAGUGCUGCUUUAAAACAGGAGAACAAGCUUGAUGAAGUUCUAAUGGACAACCCCAUCUCAGAGGGCGCAAAUCCUUUGUCCGCGACAUCACCUGGUGCAUCGAAAGGAAGCAGUAGGAGAAGCAGCUUCAGCUCGGAUGAUGAUAAAUUGUGAUCAAUAUAGUGAUUCACUAAGGGACUCUGAUCAUUUCAUUUAUCAAGAAAAUUAUUAAAACACAGAUGAUUUGCUUAACUACUGAUUCUCUGUGAGCCAUUUGCACAUUGGUAUUUCAAAUCUUCACUCUAAGGGUUAGAAUCCCUUUCCUCGUAAUGUUUGUUUCAUUCUGGUGCUGCUAAUACUAAUCCUUCAUGAGGAAAAUAAAAGUUCCCAAUGACCAAGUAGAAACUGCAUUUUCAGAAUCAAUAAGAAAUUGCCAAUUGCACAAUUAACAAGGAACAUAAAUGUUCAAAACUCUUCCUUCCUUUAUUUUCAAAUGGCCUGUUAAAUCAUGUUUUUCUGUUCCACUGAGCAGGAGAAUUUUAUUUUCUGGGUUAUUUAAAAAAAAACUUUUGUAUAAGAGCAAUGAUUAGUCAAAUAUUUUUUGAGGCAGCAGAAGUGUCUGUCAACACCAAGUCUGAAAAGUGCACAUUAAACUAUAUCAUAUACUGUGGUUGUCUUCCUGACCCAUCAGGAUCGUUGUGGAUGCAAAGUGAUUUCAUGAAGGAUCUGAUGGAAAUGUAUUUUGCCUAAUACAAAAAAAAUGUUUAAUGUGUGUUCUUUUUAAAAAAAAAAAUUGAAGUCACAAUUUUUUUUUGUCCUAAUUUUGGUCAAGCUGCAAUCUUUUGCUCUGCGGGAAAGAUUUUUGGUUUGGUUAUUUCUUGCUUAAUGGGGGUGUGGUUCAUUGCUUCCUAUUUUUGUUAUUUAAAAAUAGCAAUUGAGCAAAAGGGAUAUAUCUUUCCUUUUUUUUUUGAAAAUAACUCAGUUGACAUUUCUAUGGUAAUUAAUCCACAGGCAUGGGAAAAUUUUAUUGCACACUUGCCCAUGUUUGGAGUAUAUCCAGUGUCUACAUAAAUUUAUUAGAAUUACAAUGCAUUAAUCUAGUGCAAAAGGUAGAAAAUAAUUUAGCUUUUAAGUUGUUGGAGGUGGCAGAAGAUGAGGAAAAAAUAGUUCUUUGUUUAUAGAAGUUUACCCAACUGUGUUACUUCUACACUCUUCUGUUCCAAUAAUGAUUAGAUUCUAGAGGUUAAAUUUUAAAUUUUGGAGUUAACCUAUCUUUUCAAUAAUUUCACUGUUCCUGUAAAGCAUUUUCUUUACACAAUAAAAACAAAUGGUGAACUUCUGAACUUAAUAAACCAUAAGUUUUGUUGCAGUUAGAAAAUGGGGGUAAAACAAUAACUCAUCAACUGUUUCUCAACUAACUGAACAGCUUGCAACUAACUGCCUCUUCAGUUGAGUAAAAUAUUGAAUUUAAAGAAUCCCUAGAAACAAGGAACUGAGAACUAAAGGAGUCUGAGGUGCAGUGAGGUCAGAGAGAGACAAUUUCUAAGAAGAGUUUUAAGAAGAAACAAAUGAACAGAGAAGCAAGGCAAGUUGGGGAAUUUCAAAGCUGAAGUCCAAAUUGCCAAUGGAUGCGUUUAUAUAUUUAAAAAAAAAACAGGAAAAGCCAGAUUUGGAGAAAUGCAAAUUUCAAGCUAUGUUUUGAGAUUGGAGGAAACUAUGAAUCUAAGGUGGAGUAAGAUUUUUCUUUAAGGGACUUGAAGAUGAGAAAGGGUCUUUAAUAAUCUAGUGACUUGGAGACAAGUUGGGUUGGCUAAAAUAGAACAGGGGUGGUGGGUAAGAUGAAGAUUGGAAAUAUAAGCAGAAAAGAGUCAAUAAAGCAUUAAUUUAACUGCUUCUUAAAAACCUUGUUCCUGUGCGUGUAUCUACGAGAAUACUUUGAACAGGAAUUUGAAACUUCUCUAAGUAGAUAUAAUGGUAUCCUGUGUGGGUUAAACGGGGUCCAUAUGACAUCCUUUUUGAUUGCUUAUUUUUGCUUCCCAUUAACAGAAGAUGUAUGCACGAGUACAUCAUAUGCCCCUUUGUACCUUACGAUCUCACAAACCCUGCUUUUAAUUUUGUUCUCAUCACUUUUCUCAUCCCAUUCCUAUCCCUUAGUAUCAUAAAAUAUCCAUUAUUUUUGCUUUUGAAUGCACUCAACAUUUAUGAAAUCUAGAGGUUAAAAACAAUUAAAGAUUUGCAAUAAUACAAAUAAAAGCUUUCCUGCUUUUGUGGUCCAAACCGGAUGAUCACUUAUUCGGAUUCAAAGCUUGCUCUUGAACUCUGCUCCCCUUAUUUAGGAAGGCUGUCCACAAAAAAAUCCGCAAUUUUUGAAAUUAAAAUUAACUAGUUUGGACUGUGAAGGAAUAAUUUUCUCAUUUACUGUACAACAGAAUGAGACAACUGAUUUUCAUAUUAUAGCCAGUCUUGUAACAUGUUGCUUUGUACAUCUUUCUAAUGAAAUUUAAUUUUCAAUUGGAGAAUAUUUUUUCACCUUUAUCCUGUUCUGUAUAAAUGAGUUUACAAUUGUUAGAAUGCAGAGAUGGGUUUUGAAAAUGAAGGAAGAGUUGAAGAUUUUUGUCAGGUUUUUUUUAUUGAGUAGGGCAAGCAUCUUGAGCAAGGCUUUUGUCUUAAGUAUUGACAAUCAUUUGUAUUUUUGGCUGAUAAGCCUGUAUUCAAGGCUACAAACUAUUUACAGAAACGUACUGUCAUUGUAUUACAACGUGUAUGAAAUAACCCUUUGUAAGAUUUGUACAUUCAUCUUUUGUGGACAGAUUUUGGUACUGAAUUUUUGUGGAAAAAAAAUAUGUACAGAGUGUUUGUUUCUGUCACCAGUGCCUCUGAAAUAUUCCUGAAGGUAGUAAAUUCUUCAAAAAUAACA
Molecule: messenger RNA, 4265 nt
Organism: Mobula hypostoma (lesser devil ray)
Lineage: Eukaryota; Metazoa; Chordata; Chondrichthyes; Myliobatiformes; Myliobatidae
Product: transcription factor EC-like
Exons: 9
Coding region: 353-1522 (389 amino acids)
Biological process (GO): regulation of transcription by RNA polymerase II
Cellular component (GO): nucleus
Molecular function (GO): DNA-binding transcription factor activity, RNA polymerase II-specific; RNA polymerase II cis-regulatory region sequence-specific DNA binding; protein dimerization activity
Source: RefSeq, a predicted model, not a curated record